Pelagomonas calceolata is the source of this 927-nucleotide messenger RNA. The record is from the annotation of a GenBank genome assembly. NCBI's taxonomy places the organism in Eukaryota, Pelagophyceae, Pelagomonadales, Pelagomonadaceae.
AAGCGAUGUGUGCAGUUACUACUAACAGGAGGCGUGGGGCCUGGCGUUGGAGUCGGCGUUGGCUAUGCACGGGAGACUAAGGUAUGUACAGGAGGCGUCUCCGAAUCAGGGGUCGAUCCAGGCCGAGCCCUGCGCGAAGGUCACGUUCUGGACGGACUGGAAGGCGCAGAAGCCGAGGCCCGUCGACGAGCCGGCCUUGACGAUGCCGAGGACGUCCGAGUCGAAGUCCUCGACACCCACCAAGGGUCGCAGGAAGUUGCCGUCGCCGCCCAGGUAGGCGACGUCCGUCCCCACAAAGAAGCCCGAGGCCCCGCCGAUGGCCAUCGACAAGUAGGCGUCCGUGCUGAAGUUGCCGUUGUCGCAGCCCGGCAUCCAGGGGAAGACGAAGCGGCCCACCCGCAGGCCCGUCAGGAAGGCGCCUCCACACCCGACCAUCGUCGCGCCCAUGACGGCGUUGAAGGGGAGCUUCUCCGAGGCCUGCAGCGCGUUGACCAGCGGCUGCCACAGCGCGCCCGAGCAGACCGCGGCGGACCCGAGCCACACACCGAGCCCGGCCUGCUCGCCUAUAUUGAUGUUCGGGUCGACGAUGGCCUUCUUCGCCGCAUAAUAACUCGUGUGGCCCGCCGCGACGGCGAUGCCGUCGCCGACGCCCGUGUACGCCGCGAACGCCAACGAAUCCGCCUGGUGGCCCGCCGCGUCGGCCACGAUGGAGGCCGCCUGCCAGCCCGCGCCGGCGGGGAAGAUUUUGGAGACCGUCACCUGUGCCAUUUGAUGUUGAGUGUUGACAUGGGGGUGUGUAGAGACGUACCUCGGCCAUGGUGGCGAAGCGGGAGAGCAUGGUCACCGAGCCGUCGCCUCGCCGGCAGCGGCAGCCCGGUCUGCGGAUCCUCUUUGAUGCGCUCGGCGGGCGCUCGAAUUUACGAUGUG